CUGGUAGCGGCCAAACAAUUUGAAGACAUGCGAAUAAAUAAUCUAAUCGCUCCGAGAGAGCUUUCUUCCACUUCCAUCAUCCCCCCUCCUCCUUCAAUUCCUUCCACUAGCCCUCUCUGAGAUUUGGAUUCUGUUCCAAAUCAAAUUCUUCAUCGUCUUUCUUGUUUGGCCCUGGCAAUUCUCGCCGCUCGCAAAGAUGAUGUCGAUAAGGCCAUCAAGGCGCGCCUUGUGUGCGCUCCAUUCCCAAAAUGCGUCUUUGAGAAACUGUUCGAGACCCUCGUCCUCUGCGCCUACCGCUUCUCUCUCCUCCCAAAACCGCUUGAGUCAGACAUCUUCCGCAAGAGGCGUAUCAAAACGAGGCCAGAGCACUGUCUCUGCUCCAUCUCCACAAGCACGACCAUAUCCCAGCCCUGCCUUUAAUCAAUAUACCCCUCAGAAUGAUAUCUCACCCCUCCAAAACAAGAAGCUACCAGCGCUGGAUGACUCAUUUAUCGGAAUGAGUGGAGGAGAGAUUUUUCAUGAGAUGAUGCUAAGACAAGGAGUGAAGCAUAUAUUUGGGUACCCUGGUGGUGCUAUCUUGCCAGUCUUUGAUGCGAUCUACAACUCUAAACACCUCGAUUUUGUACUUCCACGACAUGAACAGGGUGCUGGACAUAUGGCCGAAGGCUAUGCUCGGGCAUGUGGAAAACCAGGCGUGGUGCUUGUCACCUCAGGACCCGGCGCAACCAACGUUAUUACACCGAUACAGGAUGCUAUGUCCGACGGAACCCCCAUGGUGGUCUUUUGUGGCCAGGUUGCGACAACCGCCAUUGGAACGGAUGCCUUCCAGGAAGCCGACGUAAUUGGCAUCUCAAGAGCUUGCACGAAAUGGAAUGUCAUGGUAAAAUCGGUCGCUGAGCUCCCUAGACGUAUCAAAGAGGCCUUUGAAAUUGCCACCAGCGGCAGACCAGGGCCUGUUUUGGUUGAUCUUCCUAAAGAUGUGACAGCUAGCAUCCUGCAGAAGGCUAUCCCCAUGAGCAGCACACUCCCAACUCAGCCAAGUGCAGCAACCCUUGCGGCACGUGAACUUAAUGCACGCUACCUGGAAGCGAACAUCCGGCGCGCAGCUAAAUUGAUUAACAUUGCCAAGAAACCUGUUCUAUACGUUGGCCAGGGUCUCCUUGCGCGCCCAGAGGGCCCGAAGUUGCUCAAGCAGCUCGCAGACAAGGCAAACAUUCCCGUCACCACCACUCUGCAGGGUCUAGGCGGCUUUGACGAGUUGGAUCCGAAAUCUCUCCACAUGCUGGGAAUGCAUGGCUCAGCCUACGCCAAUAUGGCUAUGCAAGAGGCAGAUUUGAUUAUUGCCAUGGGCGCCAGAUUUGACGACCGUGUUACAUUAAACAUUUCCAAAUUCGCUCCCCAAGCCAAGGCUGCCGCCUCGGAAGGCCGGGGUGGUAUUAUUCACUUUGAGAUGGUGCCCAAAAAUAUCAACAAGGUCGUCGAAGCAACGAUACCCGUUGAAGGUGAUUGCGCAGACAACCUCGCCCUUUUGAUUCCACAGAUCGACGCUAUCAAAAGCCGACCCGAAUGGUUCGCUCAGAUUAAUGACUGGAAGAUGAGAUUCCCUCUUUCCCUAUACGAAAAGCAAACCCCGGAGGGCCUCAUUAAACCUCAAGCACUCAUUGAGAAACUUAACGAAUUGACCGCGGACAUAAAAGACCGUACUAUUAUCACUACAGGCGUUGGUCAGCAUCAGAUGUGGACUGCUCAACACUUCAGAUGGCGAUAUCCGCGGACCAUGAUCACAUCUGGUGGGCUGGGCACUAUGGGAUAUGGCCUACCGUCCGCCAUUGGUGCCAAGGUUGCCCGCCCGGACGCGCUUGUGAUCGACAUUGAUGGCGAUGCAUCCUUCAACAUGACUAUUACCGAGUUGACUACCGCCGCGCAGUUCAACAUUGGUGUUAAGGUCAUCGUUCUCAACAAUGAAGAGCAGGGCAUGGUAACGCAAUGGCAGAGUCUUUUCUAUGAGGACCGCUUCGCCCAUACUCACCAGCUGAAUCCAGAUUUCGUCAAGGUAUCAGAAGCCAUGGGUGUACAAGCCAAAUUGUGCUCGAAACCCAGCGAGGUGGAGUCGAGCUUGAAAUGGCUUAUCGAGAGCGAGGGCCCGGCCUUGCUCGAGGUGGUUACCGAUAAGAAAGUUCCUGUUCUGCCAAUGGUGCCGACAGGUAAAGGACUGCAUGAGUUUUUGGUGUAUGAUGAAGCCAAGGAGAAGGAGCGAAGAGCCCUCAUGAAGAAGAGAUCUGGAUAUUAAAUUUACCAGUUCUCUUGAGCUUCGCGAUUUACCUGGCCGCCAGCACAUGCCACGGGGUGGAGUGCAUCUUGACGUAAUUAUAUUUGUUUUCUUUUUUUCUUUUUCUUUCUUUAUUUUUAUUUUUUUUUUUUAUUUUUAUUUAUUAUUUUUUUUUUUUUUUUUUUUCACGCAUUUAGCUCUUAUUUUCUUGACGGAUUUCCUUCUCCUAUUUUCAAUUCCCUUUUUUUGUUUCCUCAAUUGUCCGUUUUUGAUAUCCAUGGGCGUUAUGGAAUGGAGGAUGUUCAAACAAAAUACAAAACAAAAGUUGGCAUCGCGCGGCGGUAGCGCAAUUAUAUAUCUUAAAACGCAAGCAAGUAUAGGUGGUUACGCACUGCUUGGAAGGAUUUGAAAACAGGCAACUCGGACAUGCUUCUCGGCUUGUUCUUGGGACAUCUUGUCCCAUCCUUUCGGACCCAUCGAUCUGUUGACCUACCUGCACCUGUUCUCUUUUUUGUGAUGGGGAGCUGCACACAUCAUUACAUUUAAUUAUUCAAGGGUAGUUAUUUCCAAGAGUUUUGAUUCAAAGUGUUCUUUGAUUCUCCAUAUCAGUACGGAGUAAACAUUUAUUCAAAACCCCUCCUCCACCCAAGAAGCAACCGAGGGAAAAUUGAGGAACUCUGGAAACCGGUCCGGGUCACGUGGCUGCUCUUUGCCUCUGACGUCUGAACUAGUAACUUGCAGCUUCA
Molecule: messenger RNA, 3015 nt
Organism: Blastomyces gilchristii SLH14081
Lineage: Eukaryota; Fungi; Ascomycota; Eurotiomycetes; Onygenales; Ajellomycetaceae
Product: acetolactate synthase I/II/III large subunit
Exons: 5
Coding region: 197-2290 (697 amino acids)
Biological process (GO): L-valine biosynthetic process
Cellular component (GO): acetolactate synthase complex; mitochondrion
Molecular function (GO): magnesium ion binding; thiamine pyrophosphate binding; flavin adenine dinucleotide binding
Source: RefSeq, a predicted model, not a curated record